AUGAGGGAAUCAUGGCAUGAAGAUUUCGGAGAAGCGAAAGCUGAAGCGGCACUGGUAAUCAAUAAUGUGAGCAAAGUGUGGGAGACCACAGGCGAAGUUGCAGUGAAUGGUCUUUCAAUGAAAGCUUGUGUGGGAGAGGUCACGGUACUUCUUGGUCAUAAUGGGGCUGGCAAAAGCACGACAUAUAAUAUGAUUUGUGGUUUUACAAGUUCCAUAACAAUAUUCGGUAAAGAUGUAGAACGAAACUUUCACUCAAACAUGGGCUUCUGUCCACAGUGGAACAGCAUUUUCGAAUGCUUCACCGUUGAUGACCAUCUUUGGUUUUUCUUCAAACUGAAAGGAGGUGAAGCCAAUUGGAAGGAAAAUGCAAAUGAGCUAUGCUCAUCUCUGGGCAUGCAACACCUUCAAGAAAAGAACGCUUCGGAACUGUCUGGUGGUGAAAAACGGAAACUGUGCUUGGCCCUGGCAUUCAUUGGAGGAUCCAGACUACUGAUCUUAGAUGAGCCUACAGCGGAAAUGGAUCCGCAUUCUAGAAAAAUUGUCACAGACUUCAUCAUAAAACAAAAGAAAGAGCGGUGA
Molecule: messenger RNA, 579 nt
Organism: Cooperia oncophora
Lineage: Eukaryota; Metazoa; Nematoda; Chromadorea; Rhabditida; Trichostrongylidae
Source: the annotation of a GenBank genome assembly